AUGCCGAAGCUACAGAAUACCACCUAUCUGAAAAACUACUUCUGCAACCAUCCAACACAACGCAAAACCGGGGUGGCCAUUCUCUUGGCAUCGAAACUGGAAUUCCAGGAGAUUGACAUCAUGCGAGAUCCUCAGGGUCGAUAUCUAUUCCUGAAAGGAUAUCUGAAUAAAACCUGCACGUUGGCCUCCAUCUAUGUACCCAAUAAGGGACAGGCACCAUUCCUGCGGAAUAUCUUGUCGAAAUUACAACUCUUCGCGGAAGGGACCCUCAUCCUGGGAGGUGAUUUUAAUGUACCUCUGGACCUGAUUCUGGAUUCGUCGACAGGACAUAGCAGUAUCCCGCAACGCAGCAUACGGUCCAUUCGUCGGGCGAUAGGUGACAUGGAUCUAGUUGACUGUUGGAGGACCCUCAAUCCACAGACAAAGGAUUAUACGUGGUAUUCAGCCCUCCAUAAUCGAUACUCCCGUAUCGAUUACGUCUUUAUCAGGCAAAUUGGUCUACCGAGAUUGUGCACGGCUAGAAUAGAUCCGGCGACGUGGUCGGACCAUGGAGCGGUUCACAUCACAAUGGAAUCUCCGCUUUAUCGCCCAGCCAAGUGGAUGUGUCGACUCAAUGAAGCGUUGCU
Pelobates cultripes (western spadefoot toad) is the source of this 626-nucleotide messenger RNA. The record is from the annotation of a GenBank genome assembly. Lineage: Eukaryota; Metazoa; Chordata; Amphibia; Anura; Pelobatidae.